Messenger RNA from Penicillium argentinense, 966 nucleotides. RefSeq lists its product as uncharacterized. The transcript has 8 exons. Lineage: Eukaryota; Fungi; Ascomycota; Eurotiomycetes; Eurotiales; Aspergillaceae. The record is from RefSeq and is a predicted model, not a curated record. Gene Ontology annotation, molecular function: oxidoreductase activity. Bases 1 to 966 code for a protein of 321 amino acids.
AUGCCGCAACUAUCUCCUUACCAAUAUACUGGUCCAGUCGAUUGCACUAUUCCACCGAACUAUGAGGUCCUAAAAGGGAAAAGUGUCAUUAUUACUGGAGGGGCUAAUGGCAUGGGCGAGGAAACAGCCCGCGCUUUUGCAGCGGAAGGAGCCUACGUCACGAUAGCCGAUCUGAAUGAAGCCAGAGGAAAGCAGGUCGCAGAGGAACUUGGCCCGAACGCCCAGUUUCUGAAAUGCAACAUCACUUCCUGGGACGAACAAGUGACCAUGUUUGAGGCUGCGAUCAAGAAUUCCCCUCAUAAGAGUUGCGAUAUCGUCAUCGCAAAUGCGGGAAUCAGCAGGGCUUCUGGGGAUGACUUAUGGCCGUUGGAUGACCCCAAUGCUCCUCCAGUCAAACCGGAGCUCAAUAUCGUCAACGUGAAUCUGAUCGGAACCAUGUAUACUUGGAAGCUUGCGGUGCAUUACUUCAGGAAGCAGCCCGACACCGAGGAUCGAGAUCGGAGCUUCAUCAUUACUGGAAGCAUGGUCUCUUGGAUUGACUCUCCGGCAAAUUGGCAAUACACAAGCAGCAAGUACGGACUUCGAGGACUAAUGAGAACAGCCCGAAGAAAUUCACAUGAGCAGGGCAUUCGAAUCAACUAUGUGGCACCUUGCUACAUCAAAAGCGCCAUUCGCUCAGCCACCUAUGAGGCUCAAUUGAUGUCUAAAGGGGUGGAAUUUGCCCCUCAGAAAGAUGUGGCUACGUGCAUGAUGAAACUUGCAACAGACAGGACAAUCAAUGGCCAUUCUCUCAUGAUCGCUCCGAGGUCUGUUGCAAAGGAGGGCUACAUGGAUGUCGGUAUGGACGACCAUGUCAAGGAAGGAUAUUUCAAGCGUACGCAGGAAAUUCAGCUGGAUAUUAUCGAAGAUAAGUGGGAAGUUGGCUGGAGCAAGGGACGGACUCCAGAGGGUGCCAUAAAGUCGUAA